AAUUUUUGUUCGGCAGUAAAAAAUGCGGUCUUUCCAUCUUUAUUAUCCUUUUUCUUCUUUCAUUUUUCUAAAGAGACUUUUUAGUCAUGUCUGAAGUAAUGUAACCUCGUCAUAUUUUGGUUGCGAUGAUCGACCAAAAACCGGUUUCAGUCAUCGGCAAAGGUCUCUAUGGCGCGUUGAUCAUGGUAAAGACAAUUGUUGACGACGUUUGCUUUGGGAGCAUGACGACUUUCAAGCGAACGAAAGUACACUUCGUCCAUGCUACAGAUAAGGCUUACAUCUUACAAUUUCUUUUUUCUCUGUAUUAUUUUCAAGACAUAUAUCUCUGGAACAUGUAUUUCAAGCCUUUGUGUUCUAUGUUUGAUAUAUUAACAUAGUUCGCUCUGGGUACAAGGCCCACUGUUGGCGAUAAAAAUGCAUUCAUUUCAGAGUGCGCCAACUUUUAUUAGUAUA
Molecule: messenger RNA, 453 nt
Organism: Rhizopus microsporus ATCC 52813
Lineage: Eukaryota; Fungi; Mucoromycota; Mucoromycetes; Mucorales; Rhizopodaceae
Exons: 1
Coding region: 126-377 (83 amino acids)
Source: RefSeq, a predicted model, not a curated record